AAUUUCUAGUAUUUGAGGUAUUUCACCGGAUGAAACACAAUCAAUGACCAGUGUUGAAGGUGCUACUAGGAAAAAUCAUGCAAGAAGUAUAUUUGCUGACCAAGGCAUGGAUUGAUCAUUUUAAAUAGUUAUUAUGAACAACAGGGGCACAGAGCUGAGCUAUAUGCUGCUCGUGUUGCAAAGUGCUUAGCUGCUCUGGAGGGACGUGAUAAGGUUUAUGUGGAUGACCUGAAAAAAGCUGUAGAACUGGUUAUUCUUCCCCAGUCAAUUGUUAGUGAGAACCCACCAGAGCAGCAAAAUCAGCAGCCUCCCCCUCCACCUCCACCUCCCCAAAACCAAGAAGGCGAUGAACAGAAUGAAGAGGAAGAACAAGAGGAUGAAAAUGAUAAAGAGAAUGAGCAGCAGCAAGAGCAAUUACUUGAAGAGUUUAUCUUUGAUGCUGAAGAUGGCUUGGUAGAUGAGAUGAAUUGUCGGGCAAAAAGACCAGUUCGUUAGCUCUGGGGGUGGCAAUCUCAUUCUUCCUGCUCUAACCGCUACCAGUCAUCAGAACCAUCCGGACUAGGAAUAAUCCAUUUUCUUUCUUCAGAUCACCUCGUCUCACACAUUCACUGUGAUGGACUCUUGUGACAAGAUGAAUGGAGGAGCUGUGAAUAUUGUUUCUGGUGGUGGUAACAAGAAAGGGAGUGAUAAUGGCAGCUGCUGCAACUGCCAAAAAAGUCGAUGCUUGCAACUUUAUUGUGAAUGUCUUCGUGCUGGAAAUUUGUGCAACAAUUCUUGUACUUGCAAAGCGUGCGAGAAUAAUGAGAAUAACAGGGAUAAAGUGUAUGAGAAGAAAAAAGAAAUAGAAUUACGUGAUCCAGAGGCGUUUCAAUCCAAGAUUAUUAUUGGUGGGAACGAAGCAGCAAGGCACAGAAAAGGAUGCAACUGCAGGAAAUCAAAGUGCAAGAACAAGCACUGCGCUUGCUUCAGUGCUGGAGUUGGCUGCUCUAAUCAGUGUAAAUGUGACGAUUGCAUGAAUGAGUAUGGAAUCGUCAACAACCAACAAGUACAUGUUUUGACUAAUGAUAGUAAUAAUAAUGGCAGCAACAACAAUGGCAGCAACAACAUCACGGUGGAUAAUGGAUCAUCUCAAUUUCAACAUCUAUUUCCCGAGAAUGAUGACUUCUUACAGAAUAUGCAGAAUUCUGAAUCAGAUAUGGAUAGAAUUUUUAAUGAGGUAGAGCAGGCGGCAGAUUAUUAUUAUCAUGGUCAGCAAAUGUCACUGAGCAGCCACAGCGAGAAUGAAAUCAACAAUAACAACGUGAAUUUGCCAUCAAAUCAGCAAGAUAGCCAUGUUCCUGCUGCUGUUUGUUAUAACUAUAAUCUUUAUGGAAACAUUAUUCAAAACAAUGUUGCUGCACCUAAUUAUAUUCAGCAUCUUACCCCAAGGCAGAUUUCUCCAGUCGAAUACAACAACAACAACACUAUUGAUGAUCUUGAUUUGCAGGGACCAUCAUCAUCUUGGUUCUAUGGUGAGCCCUCUUCCCUUCCUAGCUUCUUCACUGACACAACAAUUCAGGAUAGUAAUCAGCAGUAUAAACCGACAAUGAAUCAGAGUGCACAGCAUCUGACAAACACGCAACCACAUAGUCAUCCUAAUAAUAACCGCCUUCCAUAAUGCGAAACUAGAACAAGGGUAUGAGUUUAAUUAUUAUGUGUGGAUUUAAAUUUGUACAUCAUGAGUUUAAAGUAAUAUGUGAUCAAGACGACUAUUGUUCAUUAUUUCUUGGUUAAUUAUUGAGAGUUGAAUUUUUUUAA
Arachis ipaensis is the source of this 1797-nucleotide messenger RNA. RefSeq lists its product as uncharacterized. NCBI's taxonomy places the organism in Eukaryota, Viridiplantae, Streptophyta, Magnoliopsida, Fabales, Fabaceae. The record is from RefSeq and is a predicted model, not a curated record. Gene Ontology annotation, molecular function: DNA-binding transcription factor activity.